CGGCUUCCUCAACCCAGCUCAGCUCUCAACCCUCGACCCACGACCGGGAGAAUUGACGUGCCGCCGCCUUGUGUUUCGCCGGCGACCUCGGCUCGUCCGCGCUCCGUCUCCGUCUCCCGCUCCAAGAUUUACUUGUGGUGGCAGCGGGAGCUCAGCUGAGGAGAGGGGGAAGGAAGAUACAUGAUGGAUCCUUCUGAAAUUCCCCAAAGGGUCGGUCCCGGGAAGGAAUCAUGUCCGAAUCCCGAGACGGAGUGGCAUUCCCCAACAUCGAUAUCCAUGUCCAAGGUGCUCAACGACGACGACCUCCUCAUCGAGAUCCUACUCCGCCUUGGAUUCCCCACUACCCUUGUCUAUGCCGCCCUCGUCUGCAAGCGUUGGUGCCACCUCGCUUCUGACUGCAAGUUCCUCAGCCAUUUCCGUAAGCUCCACCCGCCCAGUCUCCUUGGCUUCUACCUCGACGACAUAAUGGCUCCGAGCAUGUCUGCACGCUUCGUCCCAGUGCUACCUCAGCCCCCAGAGCUCACUAUCGUUAGUUGUCGUGCUGCGAGCUUCAGCUUGGGCACCAGCCAGGGACAUGUCAUAAAAUGCUGGAAUGGCAGAUUGUUCACCCUGCACAGUGACAAAAGCGGAUUCACAGCUGCAGUGCACAGCCCACUGUGCCCCGAGGGAGGCAUGGUCAUUGUCCCAAAAUUCAUCCUUGAACAGAAUACUUAUGGUACAAUUAUUCCCAAAGAAGAAGGCGAUGGCUUCUCCUACAUUUUUAUGCGGGUGGUGUCUAACAACGAGACAACGCAACCUAUGGUGCUUGUAGAUAUUUUGCAAAAUGGUGAUGGUGUCUGGCGCAGGUAUCUUAGCUUGGCCACGGACCAACUCUCUCUUAUACGAUGGGAUGUCAGACAUGUGCUCAUUGAUGAUAAAAUCUACAUACCGAGCGCCCUCCACAACAUUGUUGUCUUGGAUUUGACGACUUCAAGCAUCUCCACCAUUCAACUCCCACAAGGGGUGGAGUAUGGGGAUAGACGGGUGGUGUUGCCGCACAGUGAUGGUGCUUCUGGUAUGUAUCUCAUCCAAGUCAAGGAGCUUCAAGUGUGCAUCUGGCUCCACAAGGGGAACAACUGGUUGCCUGUGGACACUAUUUGUUUGCGUGCGAUGUGUGCUACUUUGAUGAUGCCAGGUUGUGAGGUUGAGGAUGAGGACGCUCCUACUUCUAUCCGGAUAAACCAACUGUGGGUUUCUGCUGAGUUUCUAUUCCUGGAGAUGGGCCGUUGCACACUUCAUUUGGAUGUCAAGUGCAGGGCAUUACGUAAGGUGUAUGAAAAGUCUAAAAGUGAUGAAAGUUUUGGUCAUAUCCAUCCUUUUAUGAUGAUCUGGCCUCCCAAAUUUCCUGCACUCAAGGAUGAUCCUGCAAGGUUUGCGCUUCCCAUUUGAUGAUUUGUCAGUCCUCUUUAUGAGGUUACAAAGUUUUGCAAUGUGUAUCAUCCAUCACACUGUUUAGUAUAGCUGUAGAUGUGUGUAGUUAUUAUUCAUUCUUCAGGCCAUUAGAACAAUACUAGUUAAACGGCAUUACAAGCGCUUGCCAUAAGAUGAACAUAAAUCACUUGUCUACUGUGGUAAUAUUACUAUGUGCUUGUGGUAAUAAUAGAGGAACAUUGCAGUGGGCACCAGAUAUCAUGCUUCCCGGGACCUCUCCCCUCAUAAAUGAAGUCUCAUAAAAAAGCAAUUUGUGCUGGUACUUGAAGAUGACUUGUUUGGUGUUAUGGACCUCUCAUUUCGAUUACAUCAAUGUGAACGUCAUGCUUAGGUGGUUAGGGCUGAGAGAUGCCUAGCUUUGUUAUCAUCUUGACUGUUGCAUUUUUUUAUUUCGAGGCAGUUUCACAUACCCGUCAUGCAUGGAAUUUAGCUUCCUUUUUCUUGAAUACAAUCAUGGUGUAAUGUUGUACUGCCUACCUUUGAACUAUGAACCACAAGCUAUCUUCGAGAUUGUCAAUACUCAGUUUUUUUCCGAAUGUUGCUUGGCGGGUGACACAUGUUUUCUGAAUACUAGUGGAUCAUAACUUUUACGUGGGUAUGAUUGAGCUUAUCUAUGAUUUUUUAUCCAGAUAUAUAACCGAAA
This is a messenger RNA of Aegilops tauschii subsp. strangulata, 2113 nucleotides long. RefSeq lists its product as uncharacterized. NCBI's taxonomy places the organism in Eukaryota, Viridiplantae, Streptophyta, Magnoliopsida, Poales, Poaceae. The record is from RefSeq and is a predicted model, not a curated record. Gene Ontology annotation, molecular function: protein binding.